Molecule: messenger RNA, 5543 nt
Organism: Haemorhous mexicanus (house finch)
Lineage: Eukaryota; Metazoa; Chordata; Aves; Passeriformes; Fringillidae
Gene: UHMK1
Product: U2AF homology motif kinase 1
Exons: 17
Coding region: 53-2263 (736 amino acids)
Biological process (GO): regulation of protein export from nucleus; positive regulation of translational initiation; peptidyl-serine phosphorylation
Cellular component (GO): neuronal ribonucleoprotein granule; nucleus
Molecular function (GO): nitric-oxide synthase binding; protein serine/threonine kinase activity; RNA binding
Source: RefSeq, a predicted model, not a curated record
CGGCGGCGGCAGGGCCGGGCGCGCUGCAGGGCUGCCCGGCCGCGGGGCCGCCAUGCCCGCCAAGUCCAAGUACAACCUGGUGGACGACCGGCACGACCUGCGCAUCCCCCUGCACAACGAGGACGCCUUCCAGCACGGCAUCUGCUUCGAGGCCAAGUACAUCGGGAGCCUGGAUGUGCCGCGGCCAAACAGCCGCGUGGAGAUCGUGACGGCCAUGCGGCGCAUCAGGUAUGAGUUUAAAGCCAAGAAUAUCAAGAAGAAGAAAGUGAACCUCAUCGUGUCGGUGGACGGCGUGAAGGUCAUUCUGAAGAAGAAGAAGAAGCUUCUUUCAUUGCAGAAAAAAGAAUGGGCCUGGGACGAGAACAAAAUGCUUGUCAUGCAUGAUCCCAUCUACAGGAUAUUCUAUGUAUCUCAUGACUCCCAGGACCUAAAGAUCUUCAGCUACAUUGCCAGGGAUGGAUCUAGCAAUGUUUUCAGGUGCAACGUCUUCAAGUCCAAGAAGAAGAGCCAAGCCAUGCGCAUCGUGCGGACGGUGGGGCAGGCGUUUGAGGUGUGCCACAAGCUGAGCCUGCAGCACACCCAGCAGAACGCCGACGGCCAGGAGGACGCAGACAGCGAGAGGAACGGGGACGACCUGGACGUCCCAGCCUGCCGCCUGUCCGGCGUGGAGAGAGCGGCUGCCUCCGCCGAGGAGACCGACAUCGACGCCGUGGAGCUGCCGCUGCCCGGAGCCGACAUCCUGGACUUCAGCCGCGGCGUCACUGACCUCGACGCUGUGGGCAAGGAGAGCUGCCUCCACCCUGAAGAUAUCCUGACAGCAUCACCCAAGAUGCUGCUGCCCUCAUCUGCCCAGCUGCCCGAUCUGGGAACACCCCUCUCUGCCCACCACCAGAUGCAGCUUCUCCAGCAACUCCUGCAGCAGCAGCAGCAGCAGACACAAGUGGCCGUGGCACAGGUCCACCUGCUGAAGGACCAGCUGGCAGCAGAAGCAGCGGCACGGCUGGAGGCCCAGGCUCGUGUGCACCAGCUCCUGCUCCAGAACAAGGACUUGCUGCAGCACAUCUCACUCCUGGUCAAACAGGUGCAGGAGCUGGAGCUGAAGCUGGCAGGGAACACGACCACAGGCUCCCAGGACAGUCUGCUGGAGAUCACCUUCCGCUCCAACGCCCUCCCCGUGCUCUGCGACCCGACCACCCCACAGCCCGAGGACACCCACCCGCCGUCGCUGGGCCCCAGCUCGGCCUUCCCCAGCUCCAUGGGCAGCCCCAUAGUGACACUCUAUGGCGUGUUCACCAACCACUACUCUGCCAAUGGCCCGUCUCGCUGUCUGCUCCUGGAGCUGCUGGACAUCAGCGUGUCCGAGCUGCUGCUGCACUCUAGCAACCAGGGCUGCUCCAUGUGGAUGAUCCAGCACUGCGCCCGAGAUGUCCUGGAAGCCCUGGCUUUCCUGCACCACAAAGGCUAUGUGCACGCAGACCUCAAGCCACGCAACAUCCUGUGGAGUGCAGAGGAGGAGUGCUUUAAGCUCAUUGACUUUGGACUUAGCUUCAAAGAGGGGAAUCAGGAUGUGAAAUAUAUUCAAACAGACGGGUAUCGGGCUCCAGAGGCAGAACUGCAGAACUGCCUGGCACAGGCAGGGCUCCAGAGUGAGACAGAGUGUACCUCUGCUGUGGAUCUGUGGAGUCUGGGAAUCGUUUUACUGGAAAUGUUCUCAGGAAUGAAACUGAAACAUACAGUCCAAUCUCAGGAAUGGAAGACAAACAGUUCUGCCAUCAUUGAUCGCAUAUUUGCCAGUGAGGGGGUGGUUAAUUCAGCCAUUCCAGCUUAUCACCUCAGAGACCUUAUCAAAAGCAUGCUUCAUUGUGACCAAGGAAAACGAGCCUCUGCUGAGAAGGCUUUAUGCAGCCCAUUCUUCAGCAUUCCUUUUGCUCCCCAUAUUGAAGACUUGGUGAUGCUCCCCACACCUGUCCUGAGGCUGCUAAAUGUUCUGAGUGAUGCUUCUCUGCAGUGUGAAGAAGAAUAUGAAGAUAUCCUGGAAGACAUAAGGGAGGAGUGUCAGAAAUACGGACCAGUGGUUUCCUUGCUUAUUCCAAAGGAGAAUCCUGGUAAAGGCCAAGUCUUUGUUGAAUAUGCAAAUGCUGGUGAUUCCAAAGCUGCCCAAAAAAUGCUGACUGGAAAGAUUUUUGAUGGCAAGUUUGUUGUGGCUACGUUUUACCCACUGAGUGCCUAUAAGAGAGGAUAUCUGUACCAAAACUUGCUGUAGGCAGUAGCAACAAUCAGGAGAGUUGUCUUGCUCCUCCUCUUCCUCACGUGUUUUACAGUUGAAUGUGCAAAAGAGCUUCCUAGCCCUGCUUCCGAGUCAUCUGUGAAGGAGAGGUGCAAAGGACUUGAACGGGCUUAGAAACUUUCCUGCUGCUUUGUGAUGUGCUGAGGAGGCCUGGCCGCUUUCAGCCUUGCUUGUGUGUGUGCUGUGCUUGCUCAUUUACAGGGGGUGUGGCUCUGCCCGGGGGCAGGAGUGCGGACAGGGGGAGCCCGGGAGGCCCAGCAGAUCCUGGCAAGGGCUUCUCGGUGAAGUGAGACCAAAGUCUUGGCCUUAGCGCUGGGCUUGGCUCUGGGGAGAGCAUUUCUUUGUUAAGCUUUCCCGUAACCAAAUCCUCUUCUCCUGUGUUGGAGGAAGAGGAAGGCUUGCCUGCUUUUUGUUGAUACUGUUAUAAAUAGAGAAGCAGAAACACCAUCCUCUCUCUAAACCAGACCAGGAGGACUUUUGAGUCUUCUCCUGACAUAGAGCAGAGAGAGGCAAUGAAAUUGGAUCUGCCGAGCCUGUGGGGUUGCCCUGUCCUCGUGACCUGAGCAGAGCCAUGCAGCUGAUGCUGGGCUGGGCAGUGACGUGUGGGUGAUGCUGCCUGUGGGGAGCUGAGCUUGCUUGUUUGCCUGGGGUGGGCUGGGACUGUUGGUGGAGACCUGGUCAGAGCAGUGCCAGCCUCAGUCCCAACACAACCUGUAAGCACUUUGUAGCCUGAGUAGAUGUGAAAACCCCGCCGUGUGGAUUCAUCUUUCUAGCACAUAGCCUGUGCUGGCACUGAUGCUCCCUAGCUCUGAUGCCAAAUCAUCUGUGAUAUGUAAGCGUCUUUCGGUGAUAUUUUUGGAAAGGUGUGCUACAGCACACAGUAUUCUUUGUGUCACUCCUGCCUUGAGAGUCUUAUAAGAACAAAUAUUUGUCCGUUGUAGGUCCCACGCUUGGCUUUUCUGUGUUGUGCAUUUUGGUUUUGCAUUAACCCAUUAAGACUUGUAGAUUAGAAGCACUGACACUUUUGGUCCUUCAAAGGUUACAAAAAGGGCUUGAGGCAAUCUGAGAUCCUGUAUGGAAAGGGCUUAAGGAGUCAUCAGACUGGACUGGCCCGCAGAAGGUCUUUCACAGUGUCAGGAAGACACUGUGGUGAGCAGCAUCACUUCCCCCCAGAGCAUGCUCUGCUCCCCUGGCUUCAGUCAGCUGCUGCCAUGGGGCAGGCAGAGGCUGUUUGCCAGGGAUUUCCAAACCCAUGCACCUGGCAGAGCCUCUCCCUCCAGGGUGGGCACUCUGCUCCUGAUGGGCACAGUGUGAAACAGCCCUGUUUAGAGAGUCACCAGUGUAUUCUGGCUUGUGGUCUUGGUCUCAGUUUUAGUGAGGAGGAAAGCCCUCCUGAAUUCCUUUCUUAGACAAAAUACUUGCGGACAGCUGCCUGAACCAUCCCUGACCUUCCCUGGAAUAGUACCUGAAUUACCUUGCAGUUUACUGUUUGCAUCUUGCUGAUGCUGGACUUGAUGGAAUCCUAUAUUUAAAAAGUUCCUCUUGAUUUUUUGCCCUGUGCAUGGUGUGUCAGGAGAUCCAAUGUCUGUAGCAUUUCAUGAGUCUGAGUUGCUCUCUGUGCUGGUGUAUAGUGCUGUCUACUGUGGCCCUUACCAAACUCCCUCAGAAAGGACCAAUCUCUGAAUUCUUCUGUUGCCUUUGGGAUGGUGGGCUUGCCAGGGAAAAGAAAAAAAAUAAAAUCCCACAAUGAGUUUUAAGGUGUGAUUUGCUGAUCAGAUUUUUCUGGGAAUGCUGCUGCUUUGGUGUACAUAGCUGUUCAGCAGCCUUUGCAUGUGUGGGGUGUGUGAUUCAUUGCUUUUAAUUUAACCGUCCUUUGAGUGAAGCACCUUUUAGUGUCUGGGAGGAAUUGAAUGGUAACUGGGGGAAGGUUUUUCCUGUGUGGAGAGCAGUGUUUGAAGUAUGGUUGGGUCUUGGAUGACCUCUUCAGCUCUGCAUUACUGCUGUCCCCGUGGGUUGAGCCAGGGGUCCAGACACGCACGUGUUGAAUGCCACCAUGGCAGCAGCAUGGAGCUGGCAGGAGCAGACCCCAAAGCUCCUGCUCUGCUGAAUGCCCGCCCAGGUGGGGCCACAGGGAGCUCCCCUGGGUGCAGGGUGUGAGGUCUAUCACCUACAGCAACACUGGGACAGGGAGAUGCUGGGAUGUGGCUGUGGAACUUAAAUGUGUUCAAAGUUCUCACAUCAUUUGUCUAGGACUGUGAGCUGCUCUGUCAUCUUUCAAGCACAACUUUUUCAGUCAGAAUUCUUUCAGUUAGAGAUAGAGCUGUGCCAGGAUUGAUCUUCAGAGAGGAGCUACAGCCUAUUCCUGCAGCAUGGCAGCUCUUCCACCAGAGCUUGGCCGGGGUUUUGCUCAGCUUCUUUUUCAGGGGCUAAAUAAAUCCUCAUGAUGCAAACUCCUGCUACCAGACAUUUUUCUCCAGAUGUUCAUUGACCAGGCUUGAGCACUGAGCUGGGUAAAAAAACCCAAAGCUGCUUUUCGUUAUAUUCCUCCUGGCUGAUUUCUGUCCUGUCACUGGAUCCACCCUUCUGCAGGCUGUGGGGUACAGGGAGGUUUAGAAGCAUUGUAUUGUUUCUCCUCACACUCUGCCUUCAAAGACUUUUUCUAUCAAGAUGAAGCUCACUCUGGUGUCUCAGUGACCUGUUGGUGUCUUGGCAUAAGUUUUAGCCCUGCUAAAACCUUUGAGUUCCUUAACUCUAGAUUGUAUCUGAAGUGUGCAUGGUGAUUCAGUCCAAGGUGCCUGCUGUGGUGUGUGGGAUGGGCCUGGCUUUCCUUGUCUCCAGAUUACUGCUUGCUUGAGAUGCCCAAGUGUUGAGGCUUUCUCCUCAGAUGCUCGCUGGGUUUCCUGGUCUGUGCUGCUCCCCCCCAAUAACCCUCGGUGUAGCACCGACCUACCUAGUCCUACCGUAGCUGUAGGGUAACUGGUGUUUAAAUCACUGGCCAAAGCACAAGUCAGCUCCAAUCUUAGCUAUAUUCCUAAUUUUAUUCUCACUGGUCUUCACCUCGUAACAAGGUAGCCUGAGCACCGUGUUGUAGGCAGGUUCUUUCCAGAGGGUUCAGUACACUUCUUGCUGCUGUGCCGGAUCCUGUAACCACGUGCCUCCCUUCGGGUUAGCUGUCAGUUGUUGUAUCCCGUCACGCACCAUUUCUGAGCAGAUGUGUGCUUGGUACAGGUGAUUAAUAAACCAUGCUUCAGUACGA